Molecule: messenger RNA, 510 nt
Organism: Linnemannia hyalina
Lineage: Eukaryota; Fungi; Mortierellomycota; Mortierellomycetes; Mortierellales; Mortierellaceae
Source: the annotation of a GenBank genome assembly
AUGACCGACUUCAAGACAGACCUCAAAACCUAUGAGUUUAACCACACUAUGAUCCGUGUCAAGGAUCCCAAGGUCUCCCUUUACUUCUACGAAGAGAUUCUCGGCAUGAAGAUGAUUUCGACCAUGGAAAACCCCAACGGAAAAUUCACUCUCUACUUCUUGGCCUACGUGAACGCUGAGGACCAGGCAUCGCUCAACAAAAAGUCGGACGACGAGCGCCGUGCCUAUGCCUUCAACCGCUCCGGUAUCCUCGAGUUGACCCACAACUGGGGAACAGAGACGGACGCCGACUUCAAGGGCUAUGCCAGCGGCAACAGCGACCCCGGCCGUGGCUUUGGACACACCGCCAUCAUUGUCGACAACAUCGAGGAGGCCUGCAAGCGGUUCGAGAGCUUUGGAGACAAGGUCAAGUGGGUCAAGAAACUGACCGACGGAAACAUGAAGAACAUUGCCUUCAUCACCGACCCUGAUGGUUACUGGGUCGAGAUCCUCAACCGCGCCUUUGCUUAA